AUGCCAAGAAACCCCUCCAUCACCUUUACACUCCACUUGAUUCUCGUCCACCACUGUGCCAUGUACGACAACGCUACAAGGGCGCAAGCCCUUACGCUUAAGGCUAUGAAUGUUCCUUCUGACCAAAUUACUGCCAUCACUGGCAUGUUAGAGCGCACGAUUCGGGACGUUUGGAAGAGGGCCAUAGAUCGCGGCUGGAACCCCCAACAAUCGCUCAAAGUUCUUGACAUAUACGUGCAAGAUGCACCUCGCUCUGGCCGGCCGACUGUACAA
Molecule: messenger RNA, 273 nt
Organism: Mytilinidion resinicola
Lineage: Eukaryota; Fungi; Ascomycota; Dothideomycetes; Mytilinidiales; Mytilinidiaceae
Exons: 1
Source: RefSeq, a predicted model, not a curated record